GAACACAACUCUCACUGCUUGCAAAUUUCAGCACACGCAGGGAGAACAUGGUGGCCAGUGGUGUGAUCCAGCCAGCUCUUUCUGCUCUUAUGGAAGGGCGUGGAGGGGAAAGCAGGGAGAGAAGCUGAUUUAUGGCUUUAGCGUUUCAAAUAAGUCCUUCCCUUCACCUUUCACAACUCCCAUUUAACAGAAGUAGGUUUGCAAAUAAGGGCUUUUCAUUUGCAUGAUUCAGCCAGUUGAUAGAAUCUGGGUUUUGAGGCAGCAUAGUUUGGGUUAAAACAAAAAAAACUUUUCCUCCUGAUGCCUGUGCAAUAUAUUCAAAUUAAGAUGAAUCAUCCUGUUUGUUGAAAACCACCAACACACACUCCCUUGCUCACCUUGCCUGGGUGGGGUCAGCCAGGAAGCAGAGCAUUCAGGUUACAAAUUGGCAGAAAUUAACGUUUUAAGCUCCACCCGUGGUUUUUGGCUUUUCUAAAUUGGAAAUGUGUUCUAGCCCUUUAAAUUUUUUUCUGGUUAAAGAUAUAUGCCCCACCCACCUACCUGGGCCAGGUGUACUCCUUGACAGCCAGUCCAUAGUGAGUACAUAUCCAAACCCCAAACUGGGCCAAUCAGAACGAAGGGAGAGAGCAGCAGAGCAACCAAUGGCAGAGUGGGAAUGGCUUCCUAAGGCUGUGCUACCUGACUGCUGUACCUGAAGCUGGUUAAACCCAGGAAAUCGCAGAGUAGUGAGAUCACCUGCUUCUUUUGGACCCAGAGGAAAGAGGCACAGGUGUGUCCUCACCUGCUUUCUUGUGGGGUACCUGAACUCCUCAGGAGCUUGAAGUCACUAUGCGGGCCAAGGAUGAUGAAUAUGAUUACCUCUUCAAAAGUAAGUUUUUUCCUCUUUUUUCAAUUUCCUGGCCUUCCUAAGAGUUGCAAACUCUUAUUCUUUUGUUUUUUAGGGCUUGGGGGGUGUUAACAGGAGAAAAGCUUCUGUCCAAACACCAUCAUUACUUAGCUGCUGAUGUGUGCUGUUUUAAAACUCUUAUAUUGCUCCACUCUUCUUCCAAAAAGUGUAUUUUGUACUCAAAAGGCAGAUUUUAUGUAUUUGCUUCUACCCUAAGAGAGAGCAGACCCCACAACUUGCCUAUGAAAUGUCUCACAUACAGUAAUGUAGAACCUAUGUAAAACUCUGCCCCAUUCAUGAAAAGUUGUUGGGUAACUCCAGCCACCUCUGAUCCCCCCCCCCCAUAAGCCCUGUGCUGCGGCCCCACAAACAUCCAAUGUUUCCUCAUUUUUUUAUUUACACCCAUCUAAACUUGGGUGUCUAAGAGAGACAUCAAGUUUAAAUGGACCUCAGUAAAAAUGGGGAAAGAUUGGGCUUUUGUGGGUCUACCCUGCAGGGCUGUGGGGAAGAAACAAAGGUGGCUGUUCCAUAUUUCAGCCCAGUUUCUUUCCUCCCCUCCCUGCAACCAGGAUUCAUACAACAGCUGACAAUUCUUUGCCCCAACCGUGGGUCUCUCUGCUGCUCCCUGUUCUAAAUUUUAUUAUUUAACUUACUUUAGGAAUAAUGUCCCAAGGUGUUAAUGGGACUCUGUUUUGGGGCCAGGUGUUCUCUGCUGAUAAUUUAGGCCCUCCAGACGUUUUGAGUAAUCAUUUGUGGUACAUUUUGUUUGAAGAAAUUAGGGAGAACUUUGCUUUUUGUUUUUCAUCUUCCUAUUCUGCCCUUCCUCCUAAAGGAGCCCAGGGUGGCAGCUUAGCCAAAUAUUGGGGAAAUGUGACACUGGGGGGAACUAAUGGCCUGAGUUGCAUUCUGCUCCCUGCCCUUUAAAAUUGAUGCUAAAACUGUAGCUUAAGUGUUCUUUUUUUUUUAAUGAUGCAAAAGGGACCUGACACACGUCUGGGGAAAUGGUAGGACGUGGUGAAAUUCAGGUUUGGCAAGGCUUGUGCUGUGUCUAUGAAUCUCAACAAAACACCUGAGAUCUCUCUUCCCUGGGUUUUAAAAACCCAGGAAUUUGAACUGAGGGUUGCAGGGGUGUCUAAUGAAACUGAAAAACCAAAUUGGCCCAUAGAACUGUACUUUAUUGGUUUGUCUAAGUCUUAUUUUUCGAAACAAGUUUGGAAAGUUUCUCUGGCCUUGCUGCUAGAUAGCCCUGUCUGGCAAGCCACCUUUGAAAGCUGGUUUGUUUAAUUUUACAUUGUCUUGACCUUCAACUCUCCCUCCUCCUCCCAGGGGCCAGCUCUACCAUUAGGCAAAAUGAGGCAAGGUGUCUCAGGCAAGAGAUGCAGAGAGCAGGGAGGGCCCUGGAAGAAGCCCCUCAUCCCCUGCUCCCAUUUCUCCUGAGUCUCCUAAGUUAACAAGCUCUGUGGCCCCUGCUGCCCUGAGGUAUAGCACAGGACCAUUGCUGAAAUAAGAUUGAACCUCAGUCCAGUCAGAUUCUGUACAUCGUGUGUGUGUGUGUGUGUGUGUGUGUGUGUGUCAGGGAGGUGUGGGCAUCCUAUAGUUUUCUACAGGCCGAAAAAUAUUUCAUAAAAAUAUUUUUAUAUAUUGUGGACUGUGAGAAAAAGCACACUCAAAGCAGUUUAAGACUGGGCUAACCCUGCCGCCGCUGCCGCCGCCUCCAUCUGCAAACUUGGAAUAACUGUACUGGCCUACUUUAUAGGGCUGUUGUGAAGAUUAGGGAGGGACCAAUGAUGAAACACUUCCAGCCCCCUCUGCUGCACAAGCCCAAGCAUCAUCAUGAGCUACCUUGGGAAUAUUAAAGCCAGAAGCUCAGAAAUGCCACUUUCCAGAUGUCUGAAUAACAAUACAUGUCUCUUUGCUUUGUAUUAUGAGAGCCAUUCUUCCAGAGGCAGGUUCCUUAGUAACUCUUGGGUGUUGGAAAUGAGAUUAUCUGAAGAAGGAGGGACAGAGAGUGAUGGAUGUUGCUGGAGUUUGGGCUGACUUAAGACUUGUUACCUGAGGUGUCCCCUCAUUUGGUUCUUACUUCAACACUGAAGUCUUCUAGAGCAGUGGUUCCCAAUUUGGGGGUCCAUGGCACCAUUCACAUAACCAAAACUACCAUAGAGAUAUCAUUUUUUUUCAAAAGUCCAUGGCUUGGCUCUUGAAAAACAGGAGGUCUGCAGCACUUAGCUAAUUGGCAAUGACUGAUCUAGCUCACCUGGAGGCAGCGAGCUAUUUUAGCGGCUGUAGCACCACGGCUUUGAUCUCCAACAAAGGGGAACAGCAAGAGGUUCAGGAAAAAUGGCAUGGGUUUUGUUUUUGCUAUCACUGCCUCUCCCGGAUCCACCACCUGAGGCAAUUUUCCCACCCUGUCUAAUGGUAGGGCCAGCCCUGAAUGGAGCUGCACAAGGAAUAUGGGGGAAGGAGGUUGCCUGGACCCUUAACCAGCCCUACUUUUUUUGUUUUUUUUAAUUAAAGUUGGUUCAAAUGGUUGCAGUCUAAAGCGGCUGCCAUUGGUUUUACUUAGUUUUACUUUUACAUUGGGAGUCAUUUUGGACUCACAGCUGUCCAUGGAGGCACAGGUCAAAUCUGUGUCCAGGGCAGCUGUUUACCAGCUCCAUCUGGUACGCAGGCUGAGACCCUAUCUGCCUGUGGACUGCCUCGCCAGAGUGGUGCAUGCUCUGGUUAUCUCCCGCUUGGAUUACUGCAAUACGCUCUACGUGGGGCUACCUUUGAAGGUGACCCGGAAACUACAACUAAUCCAGAACGCGGCAGCUAGACUGGUGACUGGGAGUGGCCGCAGAGACCACAUAACACCUGUCUUGAAAGACCUACAUUGGCUCCCAGUACGUUUCCGAGCACAAUUCAAAGUGUUGGUGCUGACCUUUAAAGCCCUAAACGGCCUUGGUCCAGUAUAUCUGAAGGAGCGUCUCCACCUCCAUCGUUCUACCCGGACACUGAGGUCCAGCACUGAGGGCCUUCUGGCGGUUCCCUCACUGCGAGAAGCCAAGUUACAGGGAACCAGGCAGAGGGCCUUCUCGGUAGUGGCGCCUUCCCUGUGGAACACCCUCCCACCAGAUGUCAAAGAGAAUAACAACUACCAGGCUUUUAGAAGACAUCUGAAGGCAGCCCUGUUUCGGGAAGCUUUUAAUGUUUGAUGUAUUAUAGUAUUUUAAUAUUCUUUUGGAACCCGCCAGAGUGGCCGGGGAAGCCCAGCCAGAUGGGCGGGGUAUAAAUAAUAAAUUAUUAUUAUUAUUAUAUUAUUAUUAGUUUCCCACUUUUAAUAUCCUGCCUUUCUCUCAAGCAGGAUAUUGCUGUUCCCCUCUCUUUGUCAUCCUCACAACAACCCUUUGAGGUUGGUUAAGCUGAAAGGCAUGACUGACCCAAGGUCAGCCAGUGAGCUUUGCAGGCUAGCCACAGACAGGCUGGCACUCUGACUUGUGUGUGUAAAUUGGUUUGUUCUUUGAAAACAUCAGUAUAUCACUCUGAGCCAUCAAGUUUACAGGAGAAAUUCCUGCGUCACUUGAUUAUGUUCACCUCAAAUGCAGUGCUCUAAAACCAGCCUUUGCCAGCCAAAUGUUUUGGACUACAAGACUCACAUUAGACCUGGGGCUGGUGGAUGAUGUAUUCAAAAUGGUGUUAGUUGGGGGUUGAUGAGUAAGGCUAUCUUAGCCAAUGUUAUUCUGUUAGGAUGCUUUUAGAUCCAAAUACUGAUAGCCCAUCCAGAUAUCCAUCCAGAUAUCCAUUUUAUUGUGCGUUCAUAUGCAGUCCUUGCUUCUAAUACUGUUUUGGAGCAGACUAAGGCCCCAUCUGUACAAUACAUUUAAAGCACUAUAAUUCUAGGAGGUGUAAUUUGUUAAGGGUGCUGAGAGUUGUUAGGGGACCCCUGAUUCUCCUCCCAAUGAUUGAAAUUCCCCAGGUGCCUAGCACGUUUUGCAGCCUGCACGGGUUCCACUGCGACCAAGUGAGGAUGCAAUGCCACCAGGUUUGGUGACUGACAUCUCCAGCAUCUGGCUGUUCUGCAGCAAUGUUUUCUGCUGUUGCACGCACCCCUGCGCGCCCCAGCAUCAAAAGACACUGCUGUGCACCAGCCGGCUGAUCUUGUCACUAUUUUAUUCUGGAUUGUUUUAUUUGAUGUUUUAAUGUGUUGUAAACCGCUUUGAGAUUUUUUUCUCUGAAAUAUAAAGCAAUAUAGAAAUAAAAUGAAAUGAAAAAUAAUAAUAAAAAAUAUGAAACAUGGGGGGUGGUGACCGUAACAUAGAUUUAAGGUGCCAUUUGAUAAUUAGCUAAUAUAUCUAACACUGCCCCCUCCCAGAGCUACAAUUCCCAGAAUAGUUCACAAUGAUGUGUGGAUGAUCCAGGAUAAAUAGACCACCAGCACUCUAUUAUUGCAUCAGUGACAUGUUGCAGAAUGUAAAAACCCAGGGGGAGCAGGGUAUCCCAGUUCUGGAGGGUCUCUGUGGGUGAAGCCAGACCCAAGACCACUUGUAGGCUGAGCAGCUGAGGCACUCCCUGCUUACAUCUUGCUGCUAGCCUUGAAGCUCUUGUGGGAAGAGGAAUUUCAUCCAAAUGAGUCAACGAUUGCUCAUGGACUGAAGUCACUGGAUUUCACUUCUGAUGACUCUGCUUCCUUUUCUUUGAAAAAGCCGGAAUGACGGCUUGUGUUGCUACACACCUCUUUUUUUAAUAAUAAUUUAAAAAACCCUUUCACCUUCACUUGCUCAUGUUCCACACCCAGAGAAGGGUUCACAAACAGUCCUUUUGUAUUCUGAGGAACAGGGAUAGGUAGCUGGUGGUUGGCAGUGGGACAGGAAGGGCUUCCAAAUCAGGCAUGUGAAGGGGAGGCAUUGACUGCCUGGUUUCUCCCUGGGUUGGCUCACUUUGCGUGGAGGGCGGGUGGGGUGGGGGGGACAGGAAUCCAGUCAUUCCUGUUUCGUAGCAUUUUUACCUGGAUGGGCUUGUGAAGCAGCAUUUCAGCUCAGGGAAAGCAGGUGUGCUUCAUUCUCCGCCAAGGUAGGCCUUGGUUCUCUGGGCCUAAAGAACCCAUCCAGAAUGAUGCCCAUUUUAUCCUGCUUGUGCUCAUUGGGGUUGUUAUAUAGGCCAUCCCACUACUAACAUGGUUUGCACUUGCAAACGUUUUGAGGCAGACACGAACUGUUUUAUUUCCAGUCGCUACAUGUCCUGCUGAAAUCAUAAGAAGAGCCUGCUGGAUCAGGCCAAUGGCCCAUCUAGUCCCACACCCUGUUCUCACAGUGGCCAACUAACUGCCUGUGGGAAUCCAGCAAGCAAGACCCAAGCACAAGAGCCCUCUCCCCUCCUGUCCUUCCCAGCAACUGGUAUUCAGAAGCAUCAUUGCCUCCAGCUGUGGAGACACUCAGCACAGCCAUCAUGGCUAGUGGCUGCCAAGAGCUCUCUCUUCCAUGAAUUUGCUCAAUCCUCUUUUAAAGCCAUCUCAGGUUGGUGGCCACCACUCCCUCCAGUGGGAGGGAAUUCCAUAGUUUAACAACAUGCUACAUAAAAACAGGCGCGGAGCUACCUGCCCCGGCACCUGGAGUGGUGCGGGGGCGGGGCUAGCCACCCGCACGACAAGUGGGGGGGCGCUUUCCGCCCACACAGCAAGCGUUGGGAGGGGCGCUGCUAGCCACGCAACAAGCGUUGGGAGGCGCCACUAGCCGCCCGUGGCAACAUCAUCCCUAGCGGUCCGCCGCCCGUGCAGCUAGUGUCCGGGGCGCCGCCCGCACAGCAAGGGGGAGGUGGUGCGGCAAUGUCACCUGCCCUCAUGGCUGACACCCAGUGCGCACCGCACCCCCCCGCACCCGCCUUCCUCCGCCAGUGCAUAAAGAGCUUUCUUUUAUCCACCCUGAAUCUUCCAACAUACACCUUCAUGUACAGUGGUACGGUUACAUACGGUUCAGGUUACAUACGCUUCAGGUUACAGACUCCGCUAACCCAGAAAUAAUACCUCAGGUUAAGAACUUUGCUUCAGGAUGAGAACAGAAAUCGUGCUUUGGCGGCGCGGCGGCAGCAGGAGGCCCCAUUAGCUAAAGUGUUGCUUCAGAUUAAGAACAGUUUCAGGUUAAGUUAAGGUGCUUCAGAUUAAGAACAGUUUCAGGACCUCCGGAACAAAUUAAGUUCUUAACCCGAGGUACCACUGUAUAUGAGAGAAGGAGGAAAACUUCAUCCACUUUCUCCAUGCAAUGAGGAAUUGUUUACAAUUCUGUUAGGCCGCCUCUUAACUCACCUUUUCCCUAAACCAAGAAGUCCCAAAUUUUGCAGCUUUUCUUCAGAAGGGAGUCAUAACUUUUUUAAGCACAAAUGUGUUGGGGGUUUUUUGGUCCUACUUCUGUUGUGCACUACAGCACCAAAGUGCCUCUCCAGACAACAAUAAUGCGGUAUCAUUCAGGAAGCAUCACAGAACAACAAAUAAACUGGGGGAUGUGUGGACGUUCCGUGGGAAGAGGGAAUUAUUGUUACAAUCAUUCUGGAAACUGUAGCUCUGUGAGGGGGAUAGGGGUUUCCUAACAACCCUCAGCAGCCUAACAAACUACAGCUUCCAUAAUUCUUUGGGGGAAAGCCGUGAGUGUUUAAAGUGGUAUCACAGUGCUUCAAAUGUAUGGUGUGGAUGUGGCUACCGUUGGGUUUGCAACCUCACUGAGAACUAGGACCCUCUUGAGUCCAUCUUCUUCCUGGUGUUGUAGUGCUGCUAGGGUUGCCAUAUUUCAAAAGGUAAAAAUCCUGACACCCACAAAGUUGUUGAUAGUGAUUUUAAGCUUUUGGAGCUGUUUCCACUGCUUUCUCCAUUGCGUUGCCAUACAUUUGGGUUUUUCCUGACAUUUUGCCGAUUUGGCAAAAUCCCCGACACAAUUUUUACACCAUUUUUUAAAAAUAGGACAUGUCAGGAAUUUUCCUGACGUACAGCAAGCCUAGGUGCUGCCAACUUUGAGGACAGGAAGCCUUAAUCAGAAACUCUUUCCAGUGCAUCACUGCCUAAUUAUGUUGGUGAUUAGGAAGAAGUCUGUGGUUAGGAGAUUUGGGGUUGUGUGCUACCAUUUCCUGUUGACUGACAAUCCUGGGGUUCCUGUGGAUUGGACUUAAAAGAGGCUUUAAGUUACACUUUGUGAUUCUGUUUUGCAUGUUUGUCUGUUUGUUUGUUGACAAAGUAAUAAUCAUAAAUAAAUAAGAAUAAAAAUGUGCACCCUACCCACUGUUCUAGCUAUCCAACCUCCCAAAAUUUCAACACCUCUUGCGAUGGUUUGACCCCUUUCUGUUUUAACAGCACAAAUUCUACAAACACCCUCCAUAUCUCCUCAAAAUCAUUACUCCUGCAUAUUCCCCGUCUUACUUUAAUGGCACAUGUUAGUUUAUCAUUAAUAGCUAUAUCUCACACCUCUUUAUACCAUGCGUCCAUUUUAUAUUCUGCUUGCCCCUUCCACUUCCUAGCUAUCAUAAUUUGUGCAGCUGUCAAUAAAUUUAUGAGCAAGUCCUUCAUAGCCUGUGAACCUUCCACCCCAUCGUAAAUUGAUAGUAACAGUUCUGCAUGUUUGAGAGAAAGAGUUCUGCAAAAUAUGCUGGUUGCUUCCCCCACCCCACAAAUGUUCAAAGCAGUAUGUUAGAUGUGGGAGCAUCCAAACGUGUAACACCCCCCCUCCCCAGUAACCCAAAAUAGUACAGUCCAGGAAAGACUUCUACACAUUCUGCAGAACCGAGUGUCAAACCUUUUGCCUUAUCCUUCCGUUUCUAGCCUUGAACCUUUGGAACAACAUUUUGCCAUUUCCCUUCCCUCUGCCAUUAGCAUUCUGAUGCUUAAUUGUCUUCUCCCUAUUUGUUACCUUGUUGUUUCUUUGCAGUUGUCCUCAUCGGAGACUCGGGAGUAGGGAAAAGCAACCUCCUUUCUCGGUUCACCCGAAAUGAGUUCAACCUGGAGAGCAAAAGCACCAUUGGGGUGGAAUUUGCCACACGAAGCAUCCAAGUGGAUAACAAGACAGUGAAGGCCCAGAUCUGGGAUACUGCCGGGCAGGAGCGUUACCGUGCCAUUACUUCUGCGUAUGUACUGCCUUGCCUUCUCAUGUUGCAGUGGGAAACCCCAAAGUGCAGUCUUCUUGGCGAAAUCCCAUAGCCACGCUUCUCAGGCUAUUCAAUAAAAAUGCAGUUUGGACCAAUGCAGACAUUACAACUUUGGGGUCCUAGUCAGACCACUGUUAAAGAGCUUCCAAUGGUGCUGUUCUUUGCUUUGUAAAUACUGUUGUGGACUAGGGGAAUUCUGAUAAUGGGCAGGGGAAAGUAGGCCAGGAAAAGCUAAACUAUACUUACUUUAUUGAUGUCUAAAUUUCUGUCCUGCUUUAAUGCUGGCACCUCAAGAUGGCUAAAUGGAAAAACCCAAUUUCUCUUUUAAACCCCCCCCCCCAACUAAAAAUGGCUUGGAAGAUUAAAUAACUAAUUCGGCAAGGGAAAUCAGAAGUCAUAAAAGCAAUGAAUUGUGCCAUUAAAGAACAAGGUGGAUUUCACCAGGAGCCUAAAAGACAGCAGUGAGCAUGCCUGGUGAGCAGGAAGGAGUUCACUGAGUGCAGCUCCCUCUCCAAAAAAUACUCCCCCCCCCCUCCGACAGUAGACCCCUGAUAAACUGUGGGUAGCACCCAGAGCAUCCCCUAAUACGCAGGCAGGUUCAUGUGGGAGAAAGGGGUCCUUUUGUUACCUCUGCAGCCAAGCAAAGACCUCAAACUGGCCCUUGGAUGUAGGUUAGUGUGGCUCUUAAUAUACUAGCAGCGAGACAGCUAAGGAGGUUGUUGUUGCUGCUGCUAUUGUUGUUUACCUGCCCUUAACCCUAAGGUCCCAGGGCAGGUUAUGACAAUUACAACAUUGGAAACAGUCUAAAUUUAACAACUUAGAAUCACAGAAAUAGGAACGGUCCUUAAAAUGCACAUCUCAGGUGCCAAAGCCCAGGGUGAAGAGUUGCAUCUUCACCGCAUAGCUGCAAAUGCUGAAGGUGCCAGGCCCAUUCUCCUGUGUGGAGGGAGUUCCACAGUUUAAGAGCUGCCACAGAGAAGACCCUGUCCUGAGCCUCCACCAUCCCAAGCUUCUGAGGUGGAACUACAGUGGAACUACAAUAAGACCUCGUCUACUGGUCUUAACACCCUGGAGGGUCUGGAGGGAUGGAGACUAUCUCAGUUAUUUGGGGCCUGAACAUCUUGUAUUGGGCCUGGAAAUGAACUGGCAACCAGCGCAGCUGUUUUAAAGCAGCUGUGAUCUAAAUGGAACCCCAGCCGCUAAUCUGGCUGCUGCAUUUUGGACCACAAUCUGUCUUCAAGGGCAGUCCCACAUAGACCUCUUUGUAACAAUGUAACCUGAAAGUUACCAGAGCAUGGAGUACAGUGGCUAAGUCGUCUCUGUCCAGAAAACAUUCCCAAAGGGCCACCCAGAUUAUAUCUAUAUCUGUAUCUAUAUCUGUAUCUGUAUCUGUAUCUGUAUCUGUAUCAUCUAUAUCUAUAUCAUCUACAUCUAUAUCUAUAUCAUCUACAUCAUCUAUAUCUAUAUCUAUAGCAUCUACAUCAUCUAUAUCUAUAUCUAUAUCUAUAUCUAUAUCUAUCUAUCCAUGUAGGGGCUAAAUUUACUUAGGUGCCCCAUGUUUGAGGAGGCCAGUUCUAGUUGGCAAUCUGGUCACCACCAGGUUUGGAAUUACUUGCAAUUUCUUGGUUGUUUUCAAGGGCAGUCAGCUGGCAUCCAAUCAGAAAGGAAUUGUGGGGUGGGGGCUGUGUGCAGACCAUACUGUUGUCCAAUUGGAAUGGGAGUGGGAAAUGGGGUCUUGUGUUGUGGACAUGGCAUGUGAUCAAGGAUGAACUUCCACAGAGGGGUGUGGGAUCCUUGUGCACACUGUGUGAGGUCUCUGAAGGUGCUGUGAACUUAGUUCUUAAGGUAGAUAAAAAGUAGGUUAAAAAAGAUUCCAACCCCAUGCAGUAAAGGUUGGAUGCAAGACUCCCCACCCCGCAAUUGAUCAACAAUUUGGCAAAUGCUCCUUAGUUUUGUCUGGACAAAGCUUCAAUUUAUUAGCCCUUUUUAAACUCCAGACACCUGUUCCAAGGAAUCCAAAGCCACCAUCAGGGUCUGAUAGAAAGGAAAGUCAGAGCUAGAUUUUCUUAGUGUAUUCUCAGUCCUGUGACUCCUCCCAGUGGUUUCAUGUGGGUAUUAGACCGCAUGGAUGAACUUUAUUCAUUGCCAACCCAUGAUAUCCCAGGAGCAGAGCAGAGUGUUUCCCCACCAUCACGAGAUUGUCAGUUGCCAAGACAAUUCUAAGUUUGGAAUGGGUUUUUCAAAAUCGCCUUCCUUGCUCUGAAAAGAUUUCUCUUUGGCUUCUGUGACUGUGAGAAGGGCAGAGGUUUUGCAGGGACAAAAAGGCAAUCCUCAUUUACUUAAGGAAGGUGUUUUAUUACAAGUAGGCAAAAGCCUCCAAGUUUAAAACAACUGUCAGCUGCACAGUUUCUGGUGCCAGCUGCUAGUGGACAUUAAAUCAAGCACUGAAAGUCUUGGGCUUGGUGAAAAGGUUCAAGAACAGCCUUUGCCAAUGUGGUUCUCUCUGGAUGUUUGAGAACAACUCCCAUCAUGACUUGGCUGGCUGGAGCUGAUGUGAGUUGUAGUCCAAAACAUAAAACUCAUUCCACAUUUGUAAGAAAUCUCACUUUGAAACUCACUGCAACCACCUUUGCUGUUCUCUUUUCUGUGCCUGCUAAAAACAUUUUUGUUUAGGCCGGCCUAUCCAGAAAUGCAGAACACGUGCGUUUUAAUCUGUUUUCAGUAUGUCACUGGUUUUAAUUGUUCUUUGAAUAGUUGAUUUUAACUGUUCGUAUUGAUAUUUUUGCUGUCCUGUUCUUUUUGUAAACCGCUUGGAGGUUUUCUUUCCUACAGUCAAGCAAUAUAUUAAUGUUACGAAAUAAAUAAAUAAAAUGUAUUUCAUGGGCUAUGCAGUUAUUUGGAAAGUGAAAUUGGUAAUGGAUGGUUAUUUUUUACGACGGGUGGGGGGGGUGGCAUUCAGUGUUGUGCAGCAAGCUUAGUUUUUACCUCCCCCUUCCCCUUCCACCUUCUGAUCCCACUGCAGUUACUACCGGGGGGCAGUUGGGGCACUUCUUGUUUACGACAUCGCCAAGUACCUGACCUAUGAGAACGCAGAGCGCUGGCUCAAGGAGCUGCAGGACCACGCUGACGCCAACAUCGUCAUCAUGCUGGUGGGCAACAAGAGCGACUUGCGGCAUCUGCGGGCAGUGCCCACCGAUGAGGCCAAGAGCUUUGCAGGUACCUCUCUGCCCCAUUCCUUCCGCCUCCUCCUUUUACUUGCCCUGGUGAGGCAGGGUCUCCAGGGCCACCUCCCUAGACUCUGCACAAGGCACUGUGUAUAUCUGUGUUUUUAUUCGUUUCUGUUUUAUACAUAAUGGCUUUCACCAACCUGGUGCCCUCCAGGGUUCGUUGGACUCAAGCUCCCACCAGCCCCAGAGUUGUUUCCAAAAAAUAUUUGGAGAGCUACAUGUUCCCCACUCACUGUGUUACAGCUGCAGGGACUAGAACCUUGAAUUUAUUUUUUCUUAAGAAAAACAAAAUAAGGCUGGCUUUCUUGGGAUGCCACUUCUGAACCAGAUUCUAAAUUUCAAACUUUUGCUGUGCCUGUGUGGCAUUGUGGAACCCAAGUAGCCCUCAUUAUAAAGAAAUGAAGGGUAGAUAUGGGUUGUUGCGGUUACGUGUUGUCAACAGAGCAACAGUCUUGAUUUCCUCAAGAGGCAGCUGCUAUAGUUACAAUCCCUCUGUCUUCAUACAUCUGGAUAUUCUGGGGAGCUGAGCCCUGAAUCUGCUUGCUAAUGUGAAGCCUCAAAAUGUCUAUUGUUGGGAUGUGCAGAAUGCAUUUCCAUCCUAGUUGGCCAACCCCAACAAUCCAGCAGGCCUUUCUCAUGUUCUUAUGUUCCCACAGAAAAGAAUGGCUUGUCAUUCAUAGAGACGUCAGCUCUGGAUUCCACCAACGUUGAGACUGCCUUUCACAACAUCCUAACAGGUAAGCCGUUAUGUGGGGUAGGGUGAACUCGCAGAUAAACUGGCUUGUGCAACUGCUUGCCUGGUGGAGAAUUCUGGAGCACUUGAAAACUUCAAAUACUUCUGUGACAUAUGGGCUGGUCCCAGCAAAGGUAUUACACCAACUGGGAAUAUUUGCAGGUUUUUGGUUUUUUUUAAAUGGACCUACAACAGCGACCUAUUGCUUCUUACCUAAGAAAUAAGCUGUUCUUCUGCUCUCCAAAACACACCAUCCCCCAUCACUGCACUAGCAUCAUCUGUCUGCAUGACUUCAUCUUCUCCGCUUUUUGCUCUCCAGAAAUCUACCGGAUCGUGUCCCAGAGGCAGAUUGCUGGUGGGCAGCCGGAGACGGAGUUCAGCGCCAGCAGCACCAUCGAGCCGAUCAAGGUCCUGCCUACCCACCAGGAGGGCCGGCAAGCCCCUUGCUGCCAGAACAUCUAGCCUGCAAAGACUGCAACGAGGAAGUGAAAGGGGAACAAGGAAGGCCAAAUAGUCUCUGGUACCUCCAAGGGGGAAAGUGAUGCUCCAGGCAAACUCCUCUUUUUCUUCUUCUGGUACCCAACGUCCACCAUGCUACUCUGCUUCAUGUAGGUCAGAAACACAUAACGGAUCGUGUUCGUCUUUAGAUGUGGGGAAACGUUGGUGUCAAUGGGUGCUUUUCGGACCACCUGAGAGACACCCCAUCCCAAUUCCACAGCUUUCUUCCCUGAGAGGUGGCUGCUGGCAUGAGGAAGUUGGUGGGUCGCAGGGAUGGCGCUUGCCACACCAAUGGCCCUUUGAAACUAUUUUCCUGACUAGCAUAUAUUACAUGGUUUAAGUAGAGCCUUUUGCUAACAUAGGGGGUCAUGGCAUUCAACACUAUAUGUCUGGAAUGAAAAGGGAUUGAGCUGGUUGGGCAGCCCACUUCUAAACCAAAGGUAGAGUGGACUCACUAUCAUGGCUUCAUGGACCGUGGUUUUCAGGGGUUUUUUAAGUUGCUGAAUGUUAAAUAAAAACAACAACAACUCCUUUGCUCCCUCCUAAUUACAACUCUUUGAGGGAAGCCAUGGUGAAUUAAGCCUGGUUCCCCCCCCCCCAGUUGGUUCUGUCAUACAGACAUGCCCUCCCCACCCAAAAAAUUUGAGGGGCUCUGUUGAGGUACAAAAGUCGGGCUGUUGAGUAAGCCUCAGCCUGUGUAAAGAAGCCCAGGAAUUGAGGCAAGGCCCGAGGCCUGCCUCGCUUAGAAGACAGUGAACUUUAGCCGUCCUGUGGCUUGGCAGCAAAAUGGCUUUGUAUCAACAAGCAAAUAGGAGUUGCUUCUGAGUGGUGACUGUUCUGGGCAUGCCAGUUGGCUUUAAAGCACAACUCGCCAGUCAGGUUGCAUUUGUGAGGGCGUCUGUCACCUCCACCUUCACCAUAGCAGCAGAAAAGCCUCCCGGCCUGGUUUGAUCACACCCUAUGUUGGCUCAUCGCAUUGGGUGACAGCUUCCUGCAGAUUUUAAUCCAGCAAAUUGGUAUAUUUCCCUGCUGCCCCUUGUGCUGUUUUAAAGACCCAGGUUCCCAUUAGCUUCAUGUCUCACGAGGCCUCGCAAAGCAAGUUUGGGAAAUGGGAAGCCCAAAGCAGCAACAAGUAGCCUUUUGGGGACCAUGAAUGGAGCUGGAGUUUGCAUCCUUUCUCAGCCUUGGAGAAAAUGGCUGACCCUCAGGAUGGAGAAGGAAGAAGUUGGUCAGAGUUGUUUUUCCCCUCCCCUCCCUAUUUUGACUUUGCUACCUUUUCUGGAGUGAUCAACCGGUAAAGAUGAGAGUAUGCUGAUGGUUAGAUUCUCGUGGCUUUCUCUUGGUUUUGCUCCCAACAGCAACUUUUGUGUAAAUAGUAGGCUAUUGGGAGGGGGGUAUUUUAAUGUGUGAAAUUGCCUUCCUUUCAUUUGCUUUGAAACUUGUGUUGUUGUUUUGUGGGGUCUUGACAUCUGUGUGUGCUACGUGUUUAAAUAAAAGCUAUUUGUUUUAUUGUAUUGUGAUUAUUUAGUACACUUUUAUCCUACCCUUUUCUCUCCAA
Podarcis lilfordi (Lilford's wall lizard) is the source of this 15002-nucleotide messenger RNA. NCBI's taxonomy places the organism in Eukaryota, Metazoa, Chordata, Lepidosauria, Squamata, Lacertidae. The record is from the annotation of a GenBank genome assembly.